AUAUAAACACUUGUAAAAAGUUUAUUUAAUAUGUGACUUUUAUUUUUGUUGCAACUUAUCUAAUGAAUUAAUAAAUUAAUUUAAUUAUUAAUUAAUAAUAUUAUAAUAAUUAAUUAUAAUAAAGUAUUUACAACAACAACAACAAAAUGAUUUUCUCGGCACUGUUUAGUUUAAAUUCAUUAAUUAUUAUAACAACACUAUUGAUAGCAAUUUAUUUCUAUUUGACCCGAAACUUUAAAUUCUGGUCAUCCCGGGGUAUCAAUGGCCCGAAACCAAUACCCGGUUUGGGCACAAUGUGGCAAAUAUUUUCCAAAUCAUUAGGUGAAAUAAAUAUGGAUAACUAUAAAAAAUUUGGCAAAAUUUAUGGAUUAUUCAUUGCCGAUCGUCCAGUACUUGUGGUAUCGGAUCCCGAAAUAGUCAAAGAUAUGAAUAUUAAAGACUUUCAUUUGUUUGUCGACCGCAACGACUUCGAAACGGGUGAUCCGAUUAACGACAGAUCAUUGUUUAACUUGAAAAGUGACGACUGGAAGAAAAUGAGAUCAAUUAUAUCACCGACAUUUUCAUCCGGUAAAAUGCGUUCAAUGCAUCCGAUUAUUAUUGAUUGUAUCAAACGUUUGGACAAACACUUAUCGGACAAGAAAGAGGUUGAAAUGAAGAAAACAAUGGGUAAUCUAACGAUGGAUGUCAUAGCUAUCUGUGCGUUUGGUACACAAAUCGAUACAUAUAAUGACCAAAAACGCAAUGAAUUUAUAUUGAAUGCCCAGAAAGUGUUUCGGGGCAGUUGGCGUGUUUGGGCAGUGUUUGUAUUGAUGCAAAUAUCGCAAAAACUGUUGCAAUGGUCGGGUCUGAAAUUUUUGGAUCCGACGGCAACUAAUUUUUUUGUUAACGCUAUUAAGUCAAUAGUCACGCAAAGAAAAUCUGAGAUCAAUGGCAAAAAACAUAAGGAUUAUCUACAGUUGAUACUAAAUGCACAAAACAAGACAAUGGACACGAGUGAUGAUCAGGAAGUGAUUGGUGGCGACAAAAGCGAAGAACUUUAUGGUACGACAGACAGUCUGAAGUAUAAUAAACCAAAAGGAGAUAUCACUGAUACGGAUCUGUUGGCCACUUCGUUAUUAUUUUUUGUGGCCGGUUACGAGACAACGGCCACAACAUUGGCUCAUCUGUUUUAUUCGUUGGCCAUCAGUCCUGAUUGUCAACAAAAACUGUACGAAGAAGUAAACAAAUUUAAUGGUAACUACGACUACGAAACUAUAGCCCAAAUGCCAUACCUGGAGGCCUGUAUUGCCGAAACAUUACGUAUCUAUAAUCCRCUUACGGCUGUUAGUCGUCAGGCUGUUGAAGAUUAUACUAUAGGCGAUACCGGACUAACAAUUCCCAAAGGAAUGCUCGUUAACUUUGAUAUUCAAGUACUGCAUCACAAUCCCGAAUACUAUCCCGAACCCGAUCGUUGGGAUCCCGAACGGUUUAUGCCCUACAAUCGGGAUAAGUUAGUUCCCUAUACUUAUAUGCCGUUUGGUUUGGGUCCCAGAAAUUGUGUGGGAAUGAGGUUUGCAUUGAUGGAAGUCAAGACAGCUGUCGCAUACCUGAUCACAAAAUACAAGUUUGUAAAGACAGCCAACACUACUAUUCCGUUGAAACCCAAGAAAUAUGAAAUCCUUUUGACUACCGAUGCUAUAAACGUUGGAAUUGAACACAGAAUUUAA
Molecule: messenger RNA, 1706 nt
Organism: Oppia nitens
Lineage: Eukaryota; Metazoa; Arthropoda; Arachnida; Sarcoptiformes; Oppiidae
Product: cytochrome P450 3A24-like
Exons: 6
Coding region: 147-1706 (519 amino acids)
Molecular function (GO): monooxygenase activity; oxidoreductase activity, acting on paired donors, with incorporation or reduction of molecular oxygen; iron ion binding
Source: RefSeq, a predicted model, not a curated record